AUGGCUCAGUUGGUUGGUGCAGACGAUAUAGAGUCACCGAUAAUGGAGCUCUCGGAGAUACGAAGAAGUAUCAGAUCAUCAUUUCGACGCCACACCUCAAGUUCCCGAAGCAUUUCGGGUUUGAGUUCUACACAGAAUGAUCAUGAGGUUGACGAUGAACAUCUCUCACAGUGGGCUGCCGUGGAGAGAUUGCCGACUUUGGAGCGGUUGAGAUCGUCUUUGUUUGAUGAAAAUGAAGGAGGAAAAAGGGUGGUUGAUGUCACCAAGCUUGAUCCUGUGGAACGUCAUAUGUUCAUCGACAAACUCAUCAAACACAUUGAGAAUGACAACCUUCGUUUAUUGCAGAAAUUCAGAAAAAGAUUAGACAAAGUUGGUGUAAAAUUGCCCACUGUGGAGGACUGUGCCAAGCUUCUUAGUUUAAAGUCACAAGAGACCAAAAUAAGCAUCCUUAAUGAUGCAAGUGGAAUCAUUAAGCCUGGAAGAAUGACCUUACUGCUUGGUCCUCCAGGAUGCGGAAAGACCACCUUACUGAAAGCACUUUCAGGAAACCUAAGCAAAUCUCUCGAGGUUACAGGAGACAUUUCUUACAAUGGAUACAAACUGGAAGAGUUUGUGCCUCAGAAAACUUCUGCUUAUAUAAGCCAGAAUGACCUGCACAUUCCUGAGAUGACUGUGCGGGAAACACUUGAUUUUUCGGCACACUGUCAGGGUGUUCGGAGCAGAGCAGAUAUUAUGACCGAGGUCAGCAGGAGGGAAAAGGAAGCAAGAAUUGUUCCAGAUCCAGACUUGGAUACUUACAUGAAGGGUAGGGUGAAGGGGAACUAG
This is a messenger RNA of Ilex paraguariensis (yerba mate), 825 nucleotides long. Lineage: Eukaryota; Viridiplantae; Streptophyta; Magnoliopsida; Aquifoliales; Aquifoliaceae. The record is from the annotation of a GenBank genome assembly.